UAAAAAACUUGGAAAUCAUCAAUAAAAAUUUGAAGGACACCCUUCAUCUUAAACAGGCUCUCUCAGAGGUUGUGAGAGCCAGAGAUAUCCAGACCAUGGAUGUGGUCCAAGAUGAAUUGGAUGAUGAAGUGCCGAGAGCCUUGAGUUGCGAAAACCAAGAACUGAAAGAGAAGGAAAAGUUCCUGGAAGACCGCUAUAGUGCCCUGAGUUCUCAGAAAAUAGCUAAAGAAGCAGAAUUGAACCUGCUAAUGAAGAAAGUGGAUAUGAUGGUGGAGUUCACGGAACAACAAAAACGGACUGCAGAAGAGAAGUUAGAAGAGACCAUUAAAGAUCUGAAUGAAACCAGGAAUGAGCUGUCAGCUGCUGAGGAUAAUCUGAAGGCGACUAAAGAAGAAAUGGAGAAGUAUCGACAACAAGUGGAAGACAUGCAACAUGAGCUUUCAGAGGCGGAGUUCACCUUCCAAGGCCAGGUAACCUGAGUUGUGCCCAACACACUGACCCCUUGGCGCCCCCUGCAGGUGACGGUGGUGGCCCUUAGAGCCCUGAACAUGGGCUUUUGGUGUGUUGGCUUUUUUCAGAUCGCAGUGCAGGAGAGGAAUGCUGUGGCU
Mustela erminea (ermine) is the source of this 608-nucleotide messenger RNA. Its product is annotated as cTAGE family member 15-like. The record is from RefSeq and is a predicted model, not a curated record. The coding region runs from base 96 to 479 and encodes 127 amino acids. NCBI's taxonomy places the organism in Eukaryota, Metazoa, Chordata, Mammalia, Carnivora, Mustelidae. The transcript is spliced from 5 exons.